This is a messenger RNA of Metarhizium brunneum ARSEF 3297, 1701 nucleotides long. It is a transcript of the gene FLCY, whose product is annotated as Farnesylcysteine lyase. Gene Ontology annotation, biological process: prenylated protein catabolic process; prenylcysteine catabolic process. The record is from RefSeq and is a predicted model, not a curated record. Gene Ontology annotation, molecular function: prenylcysteine oxidase activity. NCBI's taxonomy places the organism in Eukaryota, Fungi, Ascomycota, Sordariomycetes, Hypocreales, Clavicipitaceae.
AUGCAUCUCCCACUACUGAAGCUGGUGGCUCUCGCCACGGCGGCGGCGGCUGCGGCACGGGAUGCGACGAACCACCCCCGUCGUGUGAAGGAGGUUAAGAAUGUCGCUAUUAUCGGUGCCGGUGCUGCCGGCACUUCAGCUGCAUACCACUUGCAAAAGUAUGCCGAGGAAGAAGGUCUGGCUGUCAAUAUCACGGUUUUCGAAAAGACUGACCACAUCGGCGGUCGUACCGUCACCGUGAAUGCCUUCAACGACCCCGGGCAGCCCGUGGAGCUCGGAGCAUCCAUCUUCAUCAAGGACAACCACAUCAUGUACAAUGCUACUCGGGACUUCGACUUGUCGCUGACGGGGUUGACGGAACCCCAGCCUGCUGACUACACAGCUAUUUGGGAUGGCAAGACCAUCUUGUUUCGGUCAGAGGCAGGUGCUUCCAAGUGGUGGGAUGCUGCAAAGCUGUUUCUGAAGUAUGGCCUGGCGCCGUACAGGGCUGUGCAGCUGGUCAAGAGCGCCGUCGGGACUUUUCUUCGCCUUUAUGAGACGCCGUAUUUCCCGUUUCGGUCGUUGACGCAGAGGGCCUUUGAGCUGGGGUUGUUAAGGUUGACGGGUGUGACGGGCGAGCAGUAUCUGAGAGAUAACAAUAUCAACCCGGACUUUGUUCGAGACCUCAUGCAGUCGGCUACACGGGUCAACUAUGCCUCCAACAUGGCCUACAUCCACGGUUUAGAGGCAAUGGUGUCGUUCUCUACCGAGGGUGCCGUCGCCGUUGCUGGAGGUAAUUGGCAAAUCUUUGAGAAGCUGCUUCAGCACAGUGGUGCAGUCUACUAUCCCAACACUUCUGUUGCCACCCUCGCAUUUCAAAAGGGUGCCGACAAGCCUGGAUCUGCUCCCAAGUAUCUAAUCUCGACGAAAUCGUCGGGUUCGACAUCAAAAGCCGCCAAGCUGCCCACCGCCUUUGACAAUGUUAUAAUCGCAUCACCCUGGCAGUUCAGCGGCAUCGAAGCUGCCAAGGGAGUAAUCAAACAUCGUAUUGAUACGAUCCCUUAUAUGAAGCUCCACGUCACUCUAUUCACCUCUCCCUUCCUAUUGCAGCCAAGCUUCUUCGGUCUUGAAGCAGGGACAAAGGCUCCGAGCAAUGUAUACACAACUCUCGGCAAAGACGAGGAAGCUCAUGAAGGCCCGGAGGGAGUCGGCCGUACCGGCUUUUACUCCAUCAGCACCCUGCGCACAGUCACAAAUCCCAAGACACAAGGGAAGGAGUUCCUCUACAAGAUUUUCUCAGCCGAGCCGGUCAAUUCAACUUUUCUGUCUGAUAUCCUCGGCACACCAGUUCCGUCUUGCUUUAUAUGCAACGAAACUACGGGCGAAGUAGAGCCCAUCUCAUGGUACUACCCGCACUGGUUUUACUCGUACCCGAUUGAAUCCCCGCGCGUCACCUUCCAGGAUCCCAUUGUCGGCAGAGGCCUAUACUAUACUUCUGGAGUGGAGAGCUUCAUCUCAACCAUGGAGACUAGCGCCCUCAUGGGGAUGAAUGUCGCUCGUCUCAUGGCAGAUGACUUUGCCGGCGUCACCAGGAGCAGAGGAGGCAACAAGGACACCGCCUCGCAGGACACAAGUCCCAGGCCUCCAAGGGAAGAUUUCUGGGAUAGUAUGGACAGCGAGAUGGGGGCCAGUAUGAACUUUCCGGGUGCAGAUGAACUUUAG